Molecule: messenger RNA, 1737 nt
Organism: Cryphonectria parasitica EP155
Lineage: Eukaryota; Fungi; Ascomycota; Sordariomycetes; Diaporthales; Cryphonectriaceae
Exons: 2
Source: RefSeq, a predicted model, not a curated record
AUGAAAGAUAAGAUCGAAAAGCUCGAGACUACGGUCAGGGAAGAUCUGAAGCAGAUAAACACAUUCCGGGCGAGGGAAGAACUCGAAUCUCUGAACAAGAAAGGCAAUGAGUGGCUUGAAAAAAUGGCCCAACUUCUCUCCCUCGGCGAAGAGCAUCUGGAAGUUACGAAGGGUAUUCGGGACUUGCAACACGAGCAAGUGCAGCUCGACAAAGCCGCGGCUGGGGAGAGGUGGCUGGACAAAGAGAAGGAGUGCCACCAAUUAUUUCGCCUCACGAACGGUACCAAUGACGCGACGUAUGAGUGGUACAAAGACCGUGUGGAAGACCGUGUGGACGGCACAUGCCAGUGGUUCCUCCAACAUGAACACUUCAGGCAUUGGCUCAAACAGGACUCAGGGCCACUGCUAGUUUCUGCAGAUCCUGGGUGCGGAAAAUCCGUCUUGGCCAAAUUCCUCAUCGACCAGGUACUUCCGCAAUCGGCAAGUGACACCACGAAUAUUUGCUACUUUUUCUUCAAGGACCAGGACCAAAACACCCUCAAUCAAGCACUUUGCGCGAUCUUGCAUCAGCUUUUCUCCCACAAUCAUUCCUUGAUCCAACAUGCAAUGCAAGCGUAUGGUGAAGACGGGUCCAACCUCAUCAACGUCACAACAAAAUUAUGGGAUAUCCUGCGAAAGUCAGUACAAGAUCCUCGAGCCGGGUCCGUGAUCAUCGUCCUGGAUGCCCUCGAUGAAUGCGCCGAGUCCGAGGCUGAGGAGUUGCUCAAGAGGUUGCAGCGCCAAUUUCGCAAUGGCCAGUCGAGCGAUGGCAGGCUAAAGUAUCUCUUAACGAGCCGCCCGUACGAGCAAAUUAGUUUCAGAGUUCGGGAGCUAGCGGACACUUUUCCCAACUUCCACAUUCCAGGGCAGGAACAUUCGGACGAUAUCAGCAGAGAAGUGGACCUUGUCAUUACGCACCGAGCCGAUCAGCUAGCGCGCCAGAAGGAACUCUCAGAUCAGGUCAAAGAGACCUUGCUCCAAAAGUUACGUGGAAUCCAGCACCGCACAUACCUCUGGGUGUACCUCCUGUUCGACUUUCUGAAGACAGAACACUUCAGAAAAACAUCCCUGGGGAUAGAGUCCGCCAUCGCAACGCUUCCGCAGAACGUCAACCAGGCAUACGAAAAAAUCCUUAACAAACAGCCACUCACCGUUGCUGAAAUGAACUGUGCUAUGAGCACCGACGACAACCUCGACAUAGAACAAGAAGAAGAUUUCAAAUCGAGUCUCCGGGCCUGGUUUGGAUUAUUCGUUUCAAUUUACCAUGGCAAAGUCUACCUACUUCAUCAAACUGCUCGAGAAUUUCUGCUCGCGAGGGACCCGCCUCCCUCCUCUUGCGGCUGGCAAGCCUCCAUCACGAGCUGUGAUGCACACAGGGUUCUAGCAGAGACUUGUGUGGCUUAUCUUGAUUGUUUCAAUCAGGAUGAUAGCCUGAGUACUGAUGCUGAUCCCCGCUGCGCCUUCUUGAAUUAUUCUGCCCUCAACUGGGGCCAUCAUGUCUACGAAGUCUGUCUCAGCAAUGACAAGAAUGCUGCACUAGUCUCAUCUAUUUUGAAAAUCUGCACCUCAGAUUCUCAAAGCUAUGCAGCAUGGGGCCCUGUUUUUGGGAGAUCUCUUGGGAUUCAAGACCAUUCUUCUCUUACAGCUCUUAUAAUAGCAUCAUAUUUUGGACAUGAAGCUGUUGUACAGCAGCUGCUU